AUGAUCGCAGUGCAAGCACACAAAAAAGACAAGGACAGAGAAGCGGUGUUUGUCGACACGGCAACAAUGAGCAAGUCGUACGAAGUAGGUCAACAGCGCGAAGAGCAAGAGUUGGAAUGUCAGCGACAAGAUUUGAAAAGGCACGAAGCGACAGGAAAUGGCACGGAACGACCGAAGAGGUUAUAA
Molecule: messenger RNA, 186 nt
Organism: Plasmopara halstedii
Lineage: Eukaryota; Oomycota; Peronosporomycetes; Peronosporales; Peronosporaceae
Exons: 2
Coding region: 1-186 (61 amino acids)
Source: RefSeq, a predicted model, not a curated record